AGAUGAUUUCUGCAGAAGUUCCCCCAAAUUCAAUCCAAUCCAAUGUGUAAAACCUAGAAACCCCACCUCGAUCAGUUCCCAAUAUAACAAGCCACACUUAACCAUAACCAUAUUGAUUCUUUAUCAGCUGAUUCGCGGAAACACAUACAUACUGUUUUUGCAUAAAUCAUUUGUAUCUUCUAUUCUGGGUGGAGUCCGUGAACGCGUCAGUGUCAAAGUUGAUGCUUUUACUUGAAGAUUUGGGCAACACUUAAUUGCUCGAGCGACUUUGAUGUGGUGUAGUUGCGGAUUGGUUUGAUUAUUGCGUUUGACUUGUUGUCGACUCGAGUUACUGGCGAUAUUGGACGUUGAGGAAUUUGGGAGCUAUUGGGGGAUUCGAUUUGAGGGGGUGGGAUUUUCCUUUCUGGAUUUUUUUUUAGUUUUACUUUUUUUUUCCUAAUGUUUUUAGCUUUGAUUCGGAUGCUUAAGGAGCUGCAGACUGUACUAUUAUUAAUGUGAAAUGAAAAGAUAGUCCAGUUGAUGUUCUGGGGAAGUUGAAGACUGAAUUAAGGAGAAUUUGAACUUUAGGAGGCUGUUGAGUUGGUUCUCUAGUUGAUCUUUUGUUGAUACUUUAGGGCUCUGUUAUUGUGAGGUAAAGUUACCAUGAUGGAUGAGGCUCCAUGUAGCUCUAACUCGGUGGCGCCUUUCCUUGCUAAGACGUAUGAGAUGGUGGAUGAUCCAUCUACAGACUCGAUUGUAUCUUGGAGUCAGAGUAACACGAGUUUCAUUGUGUGGAACCCUCCAGAGUUUUCCAGGGUGCUUCUGCCCAGAUACUUCAAGCACAACAAUUUCUCCAGCUUUAUUAGGCAGCUAAAUACAUAUGGAUUCAGAAAAGUCGAUCCUGAACAAUGGGAAUUUGCAAAUGAAGGUUUUGUUAGAGGUCAGCUCCACCUUUUGAAGAAUAUCCAUAGACGGAAGCCUGUUCACAGCCACUCAACACCGAAUCUGGCUCCCUUACCUCCCAUGAGUGAGUUAGAAAGGAAAGGAUAUAAAGAGGAUAUUGAGAGGCUCAAGUGUGAAAAAGAAUCGCUCAACGUGGAAUUGCGUAGACACAAAGAGGAGAAACAAGAUUUUAUGUUGCAAAUGAGGGCUCUCGCUGAACGCGCACAAAAUGUGGAACAACAUCAUGCAAGUAUGUUGUCCUCUUUGGCUGAGACAUUGCACCAACCUGAUCUCAUGCCGCAAAUGGAAGGCCAUGAUAGAAAGAGAAGGUUUCCUGGAAACAGUUACUUAUGUGAAGAAACCAGCAAUGAAGAUAGUCAGCGGCCAUCUUCACAAAAUUUGUCACUGGACAGUUUAGAUGCUGAUGCACUGUUGACUUUAAACAAGGAACUGUUGGAACAGAUGGAUUCAUCUGUGUCGUUCUGGGAGAAAAUAAUUUUUGAGGUUGGUGAAGACUUGGGAAAAUCUGAUUCAUCGAUGGAGUUGGUUGAAUCAACGAGCUGUGCGCUCAGCCCCAGCAUAUCUUACACCCAACUCAAUCUUGAUGUUGGAGGAAAGACACCGGAAAUUGACAUGAAUUCUACCCCUAGAGCUGUUAGUGCUCCGGAGGUGCAACCUCCAACUGAAGAGGAGGCAAUAGUGACAGCAGCCAAUUCAGAGAAGAAUGCUGAUGGCAAGAAGAAUGAAAACAAACCAGGUGAUCAUGGGGUGCCCUGGUGGAACAUGAGGAGUGUAAAUAACCUUGCGGAACAGUUGGGCCAUCUUACUCCAGCGGAAAAAACUUGACCUACAGUAGGUUCCUCUUUUUGAUGAUAUCUUAUGCUUAUGGAUGUUGAUUUAGAGAUGACGUUUGAUUACGCAGUAGGUAGACAUUUGUUAUAUAACCUCGCCUCCUGCACAUAUUAUCAUUGAACUUGUGCUGCAAUUUUCGGUUUGUACACAUUGUUUUGGUUGUAUAGUAGAGGAAUACUUCUUAACUUUUUGAGUUUGUGUGUUGCAUGCAGAUAUACUGCUUUUGAGUUUUUAUGUCGAACUCCUUGCUUAUUCCUGGUUUGAGCAUGCACAUUGUAAUGAAUGUGCGACAUGUUAGUUGUCGUGGAGAUGUAAAGAUGCUUGGUUCUUUAAUGUAUAUGAGGUGCACUUUUUGCAA
Salvia hispanica is the source of this 2131-nucleotide messenger RNA. The record is from RefSeq and is a predicted model, not a curated record. NCBI's taxonomy places the organism in Eukaryota, Viridiplantae, Streptophyta, Magnoliopsida, Lamiales, Lamiaceae.